UGGGCUGAUCACCAGGAAGGCAGCAGAAAGAGAAACUCAGUUCAAACUUCACCUGAAGCCUUGGUCUCCCCCUCUUCCCAAAUCAAGAAAGAGAGGGACAUUUACCCACCCUUUGCUGCACUCCAAGGGCACCCCUAUGAAGGCAACUUGCUGGAUCCUGGCAGGUUUUUACCUGCUUUUCUGCUGCAAGGCAGAAGAGGGACUGAACUUCCCCACUUACGAUGGGAAAGACCGAGUGAUCGACCUGAACGAGAAGAACUACAAGCAGGCUCUGAAGAAGUAUGACAUGCUCUGCCUGCUCUUCCAUGAGCCUGUGAGUUCUGACAAGGUCUCCCAAAAGCAGUUCCAGAUGACAGAGAUGGUCCUGGAGCUGGCAGCUCAGGUCCUGGAGCCCAGAAGCAUUGGUUUUGGGAUGGUGGACUCCAAGAAGGAUGCCAAACUUGCCAAAAAAUUAGGCUUGCUUGAAGAGGGAAGUCUCUAUGUCUUUAAGGAUGAGCGGUUGAUUGAAUUUGAUGGGGAACUGGCCACAGAUGUCUUGGUGGAAUUCCUCUUGGAUUUGCUAGAAGACCCCGUGGAGGUCAUAAACAGCAAGCUGGAGCUUCAGGCCUUUGACCAGAUCGAUGAUGAAAUCAAACUCAUCGGCUACUUUAAAGGAGAAGACUCUGAACAUUUCAAGGCAUUUGAAGAAGCUGCUGAACAAUUCCAGCCAUACAUCAAGUUCUUUGCUACUUUUGACAAAGGGGUUGCCAAGAAGCUAGGUCUGAAGAUGAAUGAGGUGGACUUCUAUGAACCAUUUAUGGAUGAGCCUGUUCACAUCCCUGAUAAGCCUUACACAGAAGAGGAGCUGGUUGAAUUUGUGAGAGAGCACAGAAGAGCCACCUUGAGGAAGCUGCGCCCAGAGGACAUGUUUGAGACGUGGGAGGAUGACAUGGAGGGCAUCCACAUCGUAGCCUUCGCUGAAGAAGACGACCCAGAUGGUUUUGAGUUCCUGGAAGUUCUGAAGCAGGUUGCCAGGGACAACACCGAUAAUCCUGACCUGAGCAUUGUCUGGAUUGACCCUGAUGACUUUCCUCUGCUGAUCACUUACUGGGAGAAGACCUUCAAGAUCGACUUGUUCAGACCACAGAUCGGGGUGGUGAAUGUCACAGACGCUGACAGCAUCUGGAUGGACAUCAGAGAUGAUGAUGAUCUGCCCACAGCUGAGGAGCUGGAAGACUGGAUAGAAGAUGUGCUUUCUGGGAAGAUAAAUACUGAAGAUGAUGAUGAUGACGACGAUGACGACGAUGAUGAUGACGAUGACGACGACGAUGACGAUGAUGAAGACGAUGAUGAUGACGACGACGAUGAUGACGAUGACUAACUGUGACUCUGUGCAGUUUGACUUGUGGGGCCCGAGAGCCCUCCCCCUGCGGCAGGUCCUUCCAUUGGAAGGCCUGUGUUUGAGCAAGCACUGCUGCUCCUAUUUGCCCCCUGCCCUGCUCCCCCUGCCCCUGCCCUUGCCGGGACCCCCUGGCCUGAUUCUCAGUGGUGCUGAGCCACCGGGACUGCCCCUGCGGUGGGCAGUGCCUGCAGGCACCCAGCACCGCUGCAAAUCAUGCCUCCUUAGUAAGGACAAUAGGAAUCUGCAGGGAAUCUGCCCCGAGUGUCCCAGGGCAGGAGAAAAGUGCCUGCCUGCUUGCUGCCAGAGGGACGCAGGGAGCCAGUUUGUGUUUUCCAUGUUCAUCAGCCCAGCACUUAACAUCCAAAGACCAAAUCUCCCUUCAAGACAUUGAGAAGGCCACUGUAAAGUUUAGUCCUUUUAUUAAACACAAUGCCCUUUGCAGAUACUCUGCCAAGACCACUCAAUCCUGCAAGUCCUGCUGCGGGAGUCCCUAGCUAAUGCUAGGAGCAGCAAAAUGCUUUGGGAGGGGAGGAAGGUUUUAGGGAUGCUAUUAAAGUUUUCAGUGAUUCCACAUAACAACAGGAUAUUCUUGUCUGGCAGUGUGAUGCAAAAUCAGUCACCAUGCCCUCUGUCUGAACCUCUUUUCUUGAA
Molecule: messenger RNA, 2032 nt
Organism: Pipra filicauda (Wire-tailed manakin)
Lineage: Eukaryota; Metazoa; Chordata; Aves; Passeriformes; Pipridae
Gene: CASQ2
Product: calsequestrin 2
Exons: 11
Coding region: 137-1360 (407 amino acids)
Biological process (GO): regulation of cardiac muscle contraction by regulation of the release of sequestered calcium ion
Cellular component (GO): sarcoplasmic reticulum lumen
Molecular function (GO): calcium ion binding
Source: RefSeq, a predicted model, not a curated record